Molecule: messenger RNA, 1155 nt
Organism: Melitaea cinxia (Glanville fritillary)
Lineage: Eukaryota; Metazoa; Arthropoda; Insecta; Lepidoptera; Nymphalidae
Gene: dbe
Product: KRR1 small subunit processome component homolog
Exons: 1
Coding region: 121-1155 (344 amino acids)
Cellular component (GO): nucleolus; small-subunit processome
Molecular function (GO): RNA binding
Source: RefSeq, a predicted model, not a curated record
UAUUUGACAUUGACGUUUUAUAAAGAAAACAUGUGUCAUGUCGGACCUUAUUUUUAGUGUAUUUCCGACGUAAUCGUUAGAAUUUUUCAUUAUUGUGUUAUAAUUAUCACAAAAAUUAACAUGGAAGUUGAAGACAAUAUUGAAAUGGAAGCCACUGGUCCCAUUGAAAAUGCGUGGGCUAUGAAAAUUCCUAAAUUUACCCCAGAAGAUAAUCCGCAUGGUCUUAUCGAAGAAAGUAAAUUUGCCACUCUAUUCCCUAAAUAUCGAGAACAAUAUCUCAAAGAAUGUUGGCCGUUGGUUCAAAAGGUAUUAAAAGAGCAUCAUAUAAUAGCAGAUUUAGAUUUAAUCGAAGGUAGUUUAACUGUAAAAACUACGAGAAAAACGUGGGAUCCCUAUAUCAUAAUCAAAGCUAGAGAUUUUAUGAAGUUACUGUCGCGAAGCGUUCCUUUUGAACAAGCUGUAAGGGUAUUAGAAGAUGAGAUAGGAAGUGACAUUAUAAAAAUCAAUUCAUUUGUCAAAAAAAAGGAAACAUUUUUAAAACGAAGGCAAAGAUUGAUCGGUCCAAAUGGUGUUACCCUUAAGUCAAUCGAGCUACUUACAGAGUGCUAUGUUCUUGUUCAAGGAAAUACAGUUUCUGCUGUAGGACCUUACAAAGGGUUAGUACAAGUUAGACGUAUUGUUGAGGACACUAUGAAAAACAUUCAUCCAAUGUAUAAUAUUAAAAGUCUUAUGAUCAAAAGAGAAUUGAUGAAGGAUCCGAGACUAAAGAAUGAAAGUUGGGAAAGAUUUCUACCGCAGUUUAAAAGUAAAAAUGUUCCUAGGAAAAAGCCUAAGAAUAAGAUUAAAAAGAAGCCAUACACACCUUUCCCACCACCACAGCCUGAAAGCAAAAUUGAUAAAGAACUUGCUACUGGCGAAUAUUUCCUUAAAGAUGAACAAAAGAGGGCCAAGCGGCGACACGAAAAGGAAGAAAAACAAGUUGAAGCCAAGAAAGCCCGAGAAGAAGAGAGGAAAAAAGGUUUUAUACCUCCAAAAGAAAAAGUAAUAAUACAAAAUGUAAAUGACGAACCUUCUAUUGACAUUAAUAAAUUUAAAGCUAAGAUGAAAAAGGUGUCAAAAGAAAAUAAAUCUUACAAUAAAGAUAAACACAAAUGA